AUGCAAGGUGGGGGGCAAACAGCUACGGUCAUCCAGGUUUCUAAAGGUCAUACCGGCGGUCACACAAUAAUUCAGCAAAAUGGCCAGCAUGUCAUAGUUGGAAAAAUUGCUUCUGGCGGAAAUGGGAAUUCAAAUGUCGAUUCCAAUAUAGUUUCUCUACAAGGCGCCAAUUCAGCCAACGGUACCGGCUUGCAAACCCUUUAUCCGACGCACUAUAUUGAAGCAGCCUCUGAACAAACAGUCUAUACUUCCCCAGGAAAUGGCCAAAUGUAA
Protopolystoma xenopodis is the source of this 273-nucleotide messenger RNA. Lineage: Eukaryota; Metazoa; Platyhelminthes; Monogenea; Polystomatidea; Polystomatidae. The record is from the annotation of a GenBank genome assembly.